Paramuricea clavata is the source of this 2536-nucleotide messenger RNA. Lineage: Eukaryota; Metazoa; Cnidaria; Anthozoa; Malacalcyonacea; Plexauridae. The record is from the annotation of a GenBank genome assembly.
AUGACGUAUUCAUUGUCCACAAACUUCAUUCCACAGCAAACCAAGCCAUCAUCACAGAUCGAUGACUAUUUUGGGGAUGUGGAGCCUUUCAUCAGAGGAAUUGAAGAUCUUGCUCCUGCAUUACGUGCUCAUUUGCUGGAAAUUUUCGACAGUCCUGAAGAUGUUGCGGAUUUAAAGCUUGAAAUUGCAGCUCUAAUUGAUGGUGGAAGAAGCUUUGUUACAACAACAUACAAUCUCGAAGGGGAUGGUCCUUUGAUAUUUACCUGCUAUCAGCACUUGACAGCUUUGGUUCAAACAGUGCAAUUGGGCGCUUCUCCCAGUUGUAGUAUAGCUUGCGUGGCAGGCCCUCAAAUUUAUGGGGGGCCUGAUUUGCAGCGGGCAGGAUUUUGGCGGGCUCCGGGGGAGGAUUAAGGGCCUGCAGGAAAGCCCCGCCUUUCAUGACUACACGCCCAGUCAUAACAUAAUUAAUUGUUUCUAAAAAUAUUCGCUUGCACGUAAACAUGUCAAUCAAACAAUAUUGCGAAUUAAACUCAAUACCGCUCAAAACUAUAAUACAAUUUAAUACAAUAUUGCAGAUUUUGUAAAUGUUGUUUUAAAUUAAACAGCAAUUUGGCAAUUUUAGUAAAAUUGUUCAUGAUCCAUCACAAAAAACCAUCAGAAAGAAAUUGUGCUCUCAGAUUUAAUAUAUGUGAGAAAGUAGGCUUUUGUUAAUACACUACAGUACUACACGAGAAGUUUCAACACCAUUACCAGCCCAAAGAUGUAGAAAUGUCAGAAAAGCGUAAACUGUUAAUUCCUGACACGCUGACCGUGGCGCUAGUCCAUUCAACCAAACUGAAUCAAAUCGCGUUUGUUCUCCGCGAUGUUUUCCGGGUAGUAUGUCUAUAACUGAAUCGAAAUCUGCACGUAAAAGUACAGUGCUUGUUCAGCAGCAAUACAAAAGAUGAUCUCACUGGCCAGUCAUCAAGAAAUAGCAAAGGUACUUCAGACAACGUGGAUGUAAAUACUGAUUCCGACGAUGUACCGAAGUAAGCUCAACAUCGACGGUUUGAAAACGUGUGAAGGGCGUUCGUCACUUAAAUUAACUGUGCUUAAAUCACUAAAAGUGCUUUUAGGUCAUCCGAAUGGGAAUAUUGUGACUCAAAACCCGACAAACAAAAAGUGGCUGGACCAUAGUGAUGAACGCCCUUCGCAUGUUUUCAAACUGUCGAUGUUGAGCUUAAUACUUUUAUAUAGUACAUCAUCAGAAUCAGUAUUUACAAUUUUACAUCCAUGCACGUUAAUUGUUUGCAAUUAUCCUGUGCUAUUUCCUGAUGACUGGCCAGUGAGAUCAUCUUUUGUAUUGCUGCUGAAUAAGAAAAAAUAGCCACCAUCGAUGUUCAAGAUAGAUCGAGGAUUAGAUAACAACAAUAUUGAAAUCAACAAAUACUACGGUUUUCCACUGACUUGGUAUUGACCAAUCAGGUGAUUGCAUUCACUGUCCAGAAUCUGAACGGCGUGUAGUCAUGAAAGGUGGGCUUUCCUGCAGGCCCUUAAUCCUCUCCCGGAGCCCGCCAAAAUCCUGCCCGCUGCAAAUCAGGCCCCCCAUAAAUUUGAGGGCCUGCCAUGCAGGCUAGUUGUAGUACUGCACUGUCACGUGAAAGAGCAAAUGGCAACCAGGUUAUUUUCAACCAACUGCUUGAAAGAGUGAAGUCUUGCAUCAAACCUGGCUUCCAAUACUACUUGAACAAAGUCAACAUUGAGUUCUAUGAUAUUAUGCGAGCAUUUCGAGGUGCAUGCUUGUGCUGUCCAGUACAAGUUCAUCGACUCCAACCUACCAUAGGGUCUUUAGAACUACUUCGUAAAUUUCCAUUCUUGGAUGAUGCAAUUAUUAAGUCAAGAACUUCCAAAUUACCUGGCUCUAUCAGAUGGUGUUCAAGUACAAACAGAAGAUGACAAAGUAAAGUGGUGGGCAAGGAAUGCAAGCACUCUUCCGAAAUGGGCAGCUGUUGUUAGAAAAAUCUUCUCGUUCACCCAAGUUCUGGUGCUGCUGAGAGAGUCUUUAGCCUUUUGAACAGUACCUUUUCAAAAGGCCAGGAAACUGCUUUAGAAGAAAUAGUCGAAGCGUCAAUCAUGUUGAAGUACAAUUCUACUCAGAGGGAAAAAGCUCAGUAACGGUUUUAAAUUGUGUAAAGAACAUUCUAAUAACCAAGUGCUUUGAGAGUUGUCAACUUCAUUGCAGCUUAAAACAAACAACAGGGACUCGAAAAACUUCCUUGCUUCUUGUCUCUUGUAUUCUCGUUGGUAAAUAGUUUUGAGUGUAUGCCAUUCACUCUUGAUUUCUUCUUCAGUUCGUUUUUCAAAACUUUACUUCAAAGGUGGCGCUGCCAGAUUUCUUGCAGUGAGGAUGAGCUGGCAGAAGCCCCCCUUCCACCCAUACAGAAAAGAAAAUCAAGCGAAGCAAACGAAGGCUGAACUGUACAAGACUUGCACCGAGUCAUUGAAAUCGAGCCAGGAGGAGAAGUUAACAAAGAUGAAACAUUUGGUAAAACCGUAG